Messenger RNA from Rotaria sp. Silwood2, 207 nucleotides. The record is from the annotation of a GenBank genome assembly. NCBI's taxonomy places the organism in Eukaryota, Metazoa, Rotifera, Eurotatoria, Philodinida, Philodinidae.
AUGUCGUCUGCACCGGAUACACAAAUGGCAACAAACAUGACAACACCAUGUGAAACAACAAUAAAUUCAUCUGAAGUUCCAAUAGAAUGUCCGAUAAAAAAAUUUGAUUUAAAAAUACUUCGAGAUUCUUUUGUUAAUUGUGUUGGACCCGACAAUACACUUCUACUUAGUGAAUAUGCUCGUGCUUAUGAAGAAUUAUGCACGUAA